Messenger RNA from Ilyonectria robusta, 885 nucleotides. RefSeq lists its product as uncharacterized. Gene Ontology annotation, cellular component: SAM complex. NCBI's taxonomy places the organism in Eukaryota, Fungi, Ascomycota, Sordariomycetes, Hypocreales, Nectriaceae. Bases 1 to 885 code for a protein of 294 amino acids. The transcript is spliced from 3 exons. Gene Ontology annotation, biological process: mitochondrion organization. The record is from RefSeq and is a predicted model, not a curated record.
AUGGCCGCCGCCGCUACCCCUCCUGCCGCUUCUCGCCCCGGCUGGUUCGCCGUCCCGGCCCCUGUCCGUGGCCUUUUCGAUAUCUUCCCCCUCCGUGUCUACGGCCCCGAAGCCCUCCCCGUACGCUCCCCAGCCGCAACUCGCACUCGACCGGCCCUCUAUGUCUUCAUCGCCGAUGAUGAUGCGCCUCAUGGCCUACCGAGUUUCAAUCCUUCGUGUCUCAAGUGGCAGACUCUCUUGAGGAUUGCAGGAGUCGAUGUAGAUAUUGUGCCUUCGAACAACCAUGCCUCUCCCUCUGGCGCACUGCCAUUCUUGCUCCCGCCUUCGUCGUCAUCCCAACGGCCUCCUGUGCCCCUGACCGGCGAAAAGAUCUACAAAUAUGCCCUUGAGCAUACGGCCCGCGAGCUCCCCGACGUCACCUCCCCACGCCUCGAAGCCUACCAAGCCCUCCUGACACAGAAUAUCCGUCCGGCCUGGCUCCAUGCCCUCUACCUCAUCCCUGCCAACGCCCCCCUACUCACAAACCUCUACCUCCCGUCCUCGGCCCUCCUGCGAGCGUCCCUACACCAUACCCUCCACGCCGCCGCUACCUCCGAGAUCCUCAAGACCACCCGAUGCACGCACAUAUCCCCACCGCAACUCUACGCCGACGCCGCCGCCGCCCUGCGCUCGCUCUCCGCCAUCCUCGCCGACGAUAACUGGUUCUUUGGCGCCUCCGGGCCGGGACUGUUCGACGCCGAUGUGUUUGCAUACACCUACCUCAUGCUCGAUGAUGCGCUGGCCUGGCGCGAUACCGCGCUGGCCGGGUGUCUUGACGGGUUGCACAAUUUGAGGAGACAUCGUAACAGGUUAUAUGAGCGGUGCUGGGGCGAGAAGGCACAGUAA